UGGACCUAAACAUGGCUGCCGAUCUCAAGCUCGCUGCCUUCUGCCUCCUCGCCGUGGCAUCGCUUCCACUGCUCGCCGUCGCCGACUGCGAGUGCUCGGUUUCCGCCGAUGAGGACAGCGACAAGUCGAGGGCGCUCAAGCUCAAGAUCAUCGCCAUCUUCUCCAUCCUAGUCUCCAGCGCCGUGGGCUGUGCCAUCCCUUCGCUCGGCCGGAAGAUCCCGGCUCUCCGCCCGGACACCGACCUCUUCUUCGCCGUAAAGGCCUUCGCCGCCGGCGUCAUUCUCGCCACGGCCUUCGUGCACAUCCUCCCGGACGCCUUCGAAAAGCUCGGCUCGCCGUGCCUCGUCGACGGGCCCUGGCAGAAGUUGCCGUUCGCGGGGUUCGUCGCCAUGCUUGCCGCCAUCGCCACGCUUGUCGUCGACACCAUCGCCACUGGCUACUUCCAGCGCGCGCACGCCAAGAACGCUGCGGCUGUCGGAGACGUGGAGACUCCAGGCCAUCAUCACCAUGUCCAUGCCCAUGCGCACGGUGACCAUGGCCACAACCACGGUAUGCCUGCCUUGAUCGCGUCGUCGUCAUCGACUUCGAACACCGACGACCACGCACAGCUCAUACGCCACCGCGUCAUUUCACAGGUGCUGGAACUGGGGAUCAUUGUUCACUCGGUGAUCAUCGGGAUGUCUUUAGGGGCAUCUGAGAGUCCCAUCACGAUCAGACCGCUCUUGGUUGCAUUAACAUUUCACCAGUUCUUCGAAGGGAUAGGGCUUGGAGGAUGCAUUGUGCAGGCCAGAUUCCGUCUUAGGUCUGUUGUGACAAUGGCGCUCUUCUUCUCGCUCACGACGCCCGUCGGCGUGGCGAUCGGCAUCGGCAUCUCUUCGGCUUACAAUGAGAACAGCCCCAGGGCCCUGAUCACCGAAGGGGUCCUCACUGCAGCGGCCGCUGGUAUCCUGAACUACAUGGCCCUUGUCGACCUUCUGGCCGAAGACUUCAUGAACCCUAGGGUGCAGAACAGCGGGAAGCUGCAGGUCAUCCUCAAUGUCUCGUUGCUGCUUGGGACGGCGCUGAUGUCCAUGCUUGCUAUCUGGGCGUGAUUCGUGAACACUCGACAGGGUCGAUAUGGAAGAGAGGGGGAGUCGAGACAUCCCUCUUGAUAUUCUUCUUUUGGGUAAAUGUUUACUGCUACACGAUUUAUCACUUGUGUUGUUUGAUUCUUUCUUGAAAGGCUGAUUUGUAUUGUUUGUAAAAAAUACGCUGAUUAUACUACACAGUACAUAUAUAGUAAGUUGUAUGUAAUAAAAGUUCC
This is a messenger RNA of Setaria italica (foxtail millet), 1303 nucleotides long. RefSeq names its product zinc transporter 9. The coding region runs from base 12 to 1091 and encodes 359 amino acids. Lineage: Eukaryota; Viridiplantae; Streptophyta; Magnoliopsida; Poales; Poaceae. Gene Ontology annotation, cellular component: plasma membrane. Gene Ontology annotation, molecular function: zinc ion transmembrane transporter activity. The record is from RefSeq and is a predicted model, not a curated record. Gene Ontology annotation, biological process: zinc ion transmembrane transport. The transcript is spliced from 3 exons.